Molecule: messenger RNA, 1007 nt
Organism: Coturnix japonica (Japanese quail)
Lineage: Eukaryota; Metazoa; Chordata; Aves; Galliformes; Phasianidae
Gene: CFD
Product: complement factor D
Biological process (GO): proteolysis
Molecular function (GO): serine-type endopeptidase activity
Source: RefSeq, a predicted model, not a curated record
GCCCCAAACUGGAUAUAAAACCAACCCUUGUCCCCUCCCUGCAGCAGCCGCUCGUUGCAGCCAUGGGGCCGAGCGCUGCUGCGAGCUCUGUCCUCAUCCUGCUGCUGCUGCUGGGGGCCGUGGUGGAUGCACAGCCCCGGGGGAGGAUCCUGAGGGGUUGGGAGGCUCAGCCCCAUCUACGGCCCUAUAUGGCCUCACUGCAGCUGGAUGGGAAGCACAUCUGUGGGGGAUUCCUCAUCGCCCCGCAGUGGGUGCUGAGCGCCGCCCACUGCACCGAGCAGAUGGGAGAUAAACACUUCCAGGUGCUGCUGGGUGCUCAUUCACUGUCAGCUCCGGAGCCCCAUAAGCGGCUUUACAACGUGAAAGCACAAAUCGCCCACCCCGGCAGCAACAUCCAUAAUAACAGGGACGACCUCCUGCUGCUCCAGCUGGAGGAGAAAGCGGAGCUGAACGAGCACGUGAAGGUGCUGCCAUUUCAACGCGAGGACAGGGAGGUGGCGGCCGACACGCUUUGCGAUACAGCGGGAUGGGGGACGAUAACGCACAGCGGGAAGAGGCCGGAUCGGUUGCAAGAGGUUCAGAGGCCGGUGAUAAGCAGAGAGCUUUGCAACCAUCGCACCCGACACGACCGCACCAUCACUGAGAAGAUGAUGUGCACAGACUCCAAUAAGAAGGAUACCUGCAAGGGUGAUUCCGGGGGUCCUUUGGUCUGCAAUGGUGUGGCUGAAGGGGUGGUGACGGCUGGAUCUCGUGUCUGUGGCAACUAUAAGAAGCCGGCCAUCUACACCCGCAUUGCGCCCUAUGCUGAAUGGAUUGACAGCAUCAUGGCCUCCAGGGAUGGGGAUGAGGACGUGGCCACACGUUGAGCUCACACUGCUGGAUACAGUGGGAAUAGGGACCCUGAAUGGGGGGCUGAAUGAUGCCCAGGGAGGGGGAGACACUGCUGCAGGCUUUGCUGGACACAUCUGUAUUGCAACCACCACAAUAAAGCAACGCCAAUUGCUGCA